Molecule: messenger RNA, 4725 nt
Organism: Achroia grisella
Lineage: Eukaryota; Metazoa; Arthropoda; Insecta; Lepidoptera; Pyralidae
Gene: Ubx
Product: homeotic protein ultrabithorax
Exons: 4
Coding region: 444-1217 (257 amino acids)
Biological process (GO): negative regulation of transcription by RNA polymerase II; anterior/posterior pattern specification
Cellular component (GO): nucleus
Molecular function (GO): DNA-binding transcription factor activity, RNA polymerase II-specific; RNA polymerase II cis-regulatory region sequence-specific DNA binding
Source: RefSeq, a predicted model, not a curated record
GAGUCGACCGGUGCUGGUCGUAUACGGCAUACCGCCGCGCGCUCCCGCCACACGCGAUCACAAACUUCGCUCGCGAUACUCGCACCACCACUUGGCGCUGAAAAUUAAAAACAACCCCUCCACCACUUACCACGCUACGAACUAGAGUGAGACGAGCCGGCGCCGCAGACGGGACCGCUUAAAAACUCGUAAAACCCGCGGCACGCGUUCCACAGUCGUAAAAUAAUCGUAAAAAGUAAACACACGUCAACUGGCCUUUAUCGCCAACGGAGCCCAUUAUGACGCUCGAGUGACGUUUAAGAGGCAAUAAAAUUAAUAAAAUUAAAUUUCAUUGUCUCGUAUUCGGAGUGACAUUGGCGGAGGUCGCGUUAUCACGGCGCGUGGGGCAGCGAUGACAUAAGUGUUGUCAAACUGAGUGACGUUUGUGUCGGUGACCGGUCAGAAUGAACUCCUACUUCGAGCAGGGUGGUUUUUAUGGGGCGCAUGGUGUGCACCAGGGCGGUGGCGGCGGCGACCAGUACCGAGGGUUUCCACUGGGGCUGACGUAUGCCCAGCCCCAUGCUCUGCAUCAGCCCCGGCCGCAGGAUUCUCCUUAUGAUGCCUCAGUAGCAGCGGCAUGUAAACUGUACGCUGGAGAGCAACAGUACGCAAAGGCUGACUGUUCAAAGGCAGCUGGUGAACAACAGAAUGGGUAUGGAGCUAAAGAAUGGGGGUCAGGCCUGGGUGCACUAGUGAGGCCGGCAGCAUGUACUCCAGAGGCCCGGUACAGCGAAUCUUCGAGUCCAGGAAGAGCCUUGCCGUGGGGCAACCAGUGUGCGCUCCCGGGAGCAGCGGCAGCCGCAGCACAACCAGUACAGCAUCAGCCCACCAACCACACCUUCUACCCCUGGAUGGCCAUAGCAGGUAAACUCUAUGAAGGAGCGAACGGCCUGAGAAGACGAGGAAGACAAACGUACACUAGAUAUCAAACGCUAGAGUUAGAGAAAGAGUUCCACACGAAUCACUACCUCACGCGGAGGAGACGCAUCGAAAUGGCGCAUGCAUUGUGUCUCACGGAGCGACAGAUCAAAAUAUGGUUUCAGAAUCGAAGGAUGAAGUUAAAGAAGGAAAUACAAGCUAUAAAGGAGCUAAAUGAACAAGAGAAACAGGCGCAGGCGCAGAAAGCGGCAGCGGCGGCUGCAGCCGCGGCGGCCGCACAGGGCCAUCCUGAACAUUAAGGCCUUCAGCCAUAAGGUCCGCCCAGGGCCAACUUGAACACUAAGGUCUUAUACCACAAAGCCCGCCUAGGGCCCGGCCUUGCCCAGUGAUAAGAUCGCAGUCCGCCGAACACUCAUUAGUUUUGUGUUUGUAUAUUGUUUGUAAUUAUUUUCGUUAUUUAAGUGUUGUUCGGUUGUUGUGAUUAUUUUUUUAAUUAAUUAUUAAAUAGACACAUGUUUUUCUAAUUAAUAAAACGAACAAUAAACUGUUAAAUGCUAGAUUAGAAACGGGUCGUAUUAUUUUGUGUUUCGAGUUUUGUUUAUUGUUGAUUUAUUAAAUUUUAAUAUUUUAAUUCGCGCUAAAGUCAAAGGCGUAUGGAAAUCAGUGCAAUUUGUAGGAAUCUCUUCCGUGUAACAUAGUGUAGAUGAAUCGUAGUGCGUUUUACAUUAUGUGCGACAUAGCAAAUGUAGCUCGGCAGCGUCGGUGAGACGGACUGUAUUGUACAAAUUUAAUAUGCCUACCAAAGAGACCCGGUCUCGUACCCUUAAUGCUAAGUAAAGAGUCGUAAGUUAAUAAUCCGCUAUUCUGAUAUCGGACUUAUGUGUGAAACAGAAUAAUCUUCCGCGCCAUCUAAUCCUCCAAUACUCUCGCAUAAGUAUAGUGUAAACGUGAUCGUGUUCCUGCAGUUUUAAUAGUCGGUGAAGUUAAACAAAUUGCCAUAAAUAUAAGUAGUUAUUAUUUAGAUACAUAGCGGUGUAAAUAGUUAGGGUAUAGUCUACGAUGUUGAAAGUGAGCGGUUUGGGAUUGCGCCGGCGCCGUGGAAUGGUCAGAAAAACCAACCAGGAGGGAGAGAGAGGCGACGAGGAGCGGGGAGCGUGCGCCGCCGGCCACCAAACAGGACUAGGUGGUCGUCGCGUAAUACGUUAACGAUGUUUUGGUAGGUGUUAGGGAAGAUGCUAGUCCCGAAUCCUACAGCACGCUUCACAUCCGUAUGUUGUCUCUCUAAAUCCACUUUAAUUUUGAAAUCAUAAAGCCUGUGACGCUAUCGAGAUAUCAAAAUUCAACUAUAGAAUACAUUUUUCUGCCCGCCCACACAACCGCUUAGGCAAUCGACUGUCGGAGAUUUAUUGUCAAAAUUUCCCGUUAGUAACGCUUACCGAGCACACUCCGCGUAUCACUAUUUCACGAAUAAAAGAACCAGUCGCGAUAUCAUCGUCGACUAUAAAUUAUAUGAAGCUCGGAUGAAAAAUCGCGGUUUGGUGUCCGCUUAUUUAUCGUUUACCUUAACUUAUGAAUAAAUAUAUGGAGAUAUUAAAUAGAUGUGUCUAUUAAUAUUGAUUAAUACGUUAUUGAGUAGUGUAAGAAAUUGCGAAACGAUCGCCGUGAAGAAACUUUAUACAAAAUUUUAUAUUUUUGAAAUUAAACGUACAGUUAUCGAGUGUUAGUUACGAGAGUGCCGCUAUCUAUCGAACUGAUCUGCUAUCAUGUUCCAUCGGUACGGUGGCUGUUCUGCACUAGGCAUAGGUCGAGUUCCCGCGUUUGGUUCCGUGAUAUAUUGUUCCGCAUCUCCCGGUAUAAAUCUUGAACGCCUGCUGAGGUACACGGGACACGGCCGCCGCGCCGCAGCUCCGAGCUUCAAAUGGAAUUGUGUUUUUAUUUAUCGUGCGAAUCGUGCCCCACUAUCGCUCACUCGAAAUCGUACUUUAUCUACAAAAACCCGGAGUCGAAUCGGUGUGGGUUUUACAGCUCUUUAUAGUUACUCGCUCAUGUGUAGGCAUUUUAUUACAUACUUUAGUUUGCAUGACUGUUCAAGAUUUCCAUUCCAUUAUUAUGGAUGAUUUUCAUAUUUAUAUUAAGAUACAUCAAGAGGUAUUUUGUUGAGCAAGACAUAAUUAAAGUAUAAAGAAUAAUUAAAGGUCGUAUAAAGGUUCUGGUUGAUAUAGGUACAUAAUGGUGAUAGUGGGGUUAAAAAAUGUUCAAAACACGAUUUAGUGUUAACACGUUCAUUGCCUUUGUGAGAGUGAAUAUUAUAUAAUUGCUCAAUAUUUGUAUACCAUAUAAAAUUUAAACAAAUUAUAAGCAAACGGUGAAGCAGGUGUAUGUGUUUGAUCUCGAUAUAUGUUGUCUAGCUUCAUCAAUGUGUUGUUUAUUGAACCAUUUAAUAAUUCACUUAAAUAUAACAUCAUCAGUAUUUUAUAAUAUAUAAAAGCAAGCAUUGAACGUGUUAAGAUAACAUAGUUAUAAUAAUAUCUAAUGUAAAUAUUAAGGUUAGUCUGUAUGUACCUAAUUGUAACAAAAAAUCUGAUGUACAACGUCUGUAUACGUACACAAUAUUUUAUAGUAUUACUUAUUACAGACUUUUACAAUAUAUUUUGUGCUGGAUGUCGCAUGAGCAAAAUGAAUAUUUUAAUUUGUUUUAAUUUUUUGAUUAUCGAAUGCUAACUAAAAAAGUUGUUAUUUAUUACUUCUAAGAUCUCAUAAAUUGAGUCUUGUUUUUGGCAGGUUUCAUAACAUUAUUUGAAUAAAUUAUUUUGUUACAUUGCGACACGUCAGCGAUCCUAUAUACGUAAAUACAAAAGCUUUAGUAUGAAAAAUAUUCCAUUUAUUAGUCGAUAGCUUAACUUAUUCUUAGACAAAUAGUUUACCUAUAGUCACUUAAAAAAUGACACGAAUCAAAACUAGUUGUGCCCAGUAUACGAAUAGCUAAUUAAAUUAAGUAAUAAUGUAAUUUAUUUUAAGAUACAAGUAGUGGUAAUAUUUUUGGAUUCCUAUAAACAUAUACGUAACUUUGUUUCCUGUAUAAUGUAGAAUGUAAAAUUUGGAUAAGAUUCUUUCAACUCCAUUUUUCAUUUAUCUUUAUGGAAGUGCCAAAUUGUUUUCUACUUACAUUGAAUAGUAACAUCACACACUCAUACCUCUUAUAGUUCCUUAAUUUAUUGUUUUAUUGUUUACGAUGCGUAAUUUUGUUUAUUUGAAAGAAUCUUCGUCUAAGUUUUCUCUUUGUUAUAUAUUGUAAAUAUAAUUACUAUAAACUAAUUAUUUAUAUCUAUACAUAAGGUAUGUAAUGAAUUUAUUUUUGUUGUAUAUUUUCGGAAUUCAAAAUUAGUUCACUUGUUUUAUGAACACUGAAUUAUCAGUCACGGGUUUUGGUGGAACUUAUUAGUACGAAAUGGUUUUUAAUGAAUUUCCUUUGAAGCGUGCUCACGAAUAUUUAACAUAAAUUUGUCCUCGUAACGAAGCAUUUGUCAUACGUAAAUACACUAGGUAGGCCCAAUUUAUUGUAAUGUAACAUAAUUAAUUAAUAUUAAAUAGUAAUAAAUGAAGGAAUACUUAAAUGAACUCGCGGGAUUCUAGUGUAGAAAAUGAUUUAAAUGUUUGUGUUUAAUGAUUGUAAUUGUGUGAAAAGUUGUGUAAUUAUUAUAUUACCUAUCUACCUAUCAUAUGAACGGAAAGCGAUAUUAUAAUUUUUUGUACAAUGUCGGCUAUAGUGCGAAAUGGAUCUGCAUUAAAUAAAAUUCUGUUACUGUA